AUGUAUUUGUAUGGAACUGAUUUUACAUUGUUGACAGACCAUAAGCCCCUGGAGUGCAUAUAUUCAACUAAGUCUACGGGUAGAGCAAGUGCAAGGAUUCAUCGAUGGGUUCUAAGACUUCAGUCAUAUAAGUUCAAAGUAAAGUACAUCGCUGGGAAGGACAACAUAGCGGACAGUCUAUCACGACUUCUUUGUAUAAAGCUAGAUAACUUGCAGAGUCAGCCUACCAAUGAAAGCGAGAAGUACAUUAGAUUUGUAGCUUUGAACGCAACUCCAAACGCUCUUACAACCAAAGAAAUUGAGAGAGCUUCAGCGGAUGAUGAGGAGAUUUCUGAGAUUAGAGAGUGUAUUUUGUAUAAUCAGUGGCAUAAACUGUCAAAUAAGAAAUUGUUAGCUAUCAAGGAUGAACUUACAUGUAUAUGUAAUCCAGAAAAGCCUGAGCCAAUAAAACCAACAGAUAUUCCAACUGCACCUUGGCAACAUAUUUCUGCAGACCUGAUGUUGUUGCCAACAGGAGAUUACUUGUUUGUAGUUGUGGACUAUUAUAGUCGUUACUUUGAAGUAGAUACGCUUAGGUUGACAACAGCAGAUAAAAUUGUGAAAAGUCUAAGAAAAAUGUUUCUAACACAUGGACUACCAAUAAGCAAUAAGACAGAUAAUGGACCACAAUUUAUCAGUGCAGUAUUUAAAGAGUAUUUAGAGAGUCAGGGCAUAAGCCAUAGAAGAGUGACACCUCUCUGGCCCCAAGCAAACGGUGAAGUGGAAAGACAAAAUCGCACACUUCUCAAACGAGUAAGAAUUGCGCAAGCUGAAAAACGCAACUGGCGAGCGGAAAUUGAUAAAUUCUUGAUAAUGUAUCGCACAACACCUCACAGCGUAACAGGUGUAAGCCCCGCAGAACUGAUGUUUAAGCGGAAACUUCGAACCAAAAUUCCCGGAAUCCAAGAUCACGUUGGAGAAGAGGAUUUGGAAGUGAGCGAUCGAGAUCGCGAAGUUAAAGGUAAAAUGAAGAUGUACGCAGACGUGAAAAGAAACGCACGUGAGUGUAAUAUUGUACCAGGAGACAUGGUAUUGUUGAAACGAGACCGAAAAGAUAAAUUGACCCCUACAUUUCACAGCGAACCAUUUAGAGUUGUGGAAAGAACGGGAAACGCGGUUACUGUAUCGCCGUAA
This is a messenger RNA of Anneissia japonica, 1173 nucleotides long. RefSeq lists its product as uncharacterized. Gene Ontology annotation, molecular function: nucleic acid binding. The transcript has 2 exons. Gene Ontology annotation, biological process: DNA integration. The record is from RefSeq and is a predicted model, not a curated record. Bases 1 to 1173 code for a protein of 390 amino acids. NCBI's taxonomy places the organism in Eukaryota, Metazoa, Echinodermata, Crinoidea, Comatulida, Comatulidae.